Ceratitis capitata (Mediterranean fruit fly) is the source of this 2841-nucleotide messenger RNA. RefSeq names its product protein toll-like. Gene Ontology annotation, molecular function: transmembrane signaling receptor activity; protein binding. Bases 1 to 2841 code for a protein of 946 amino acids. Gene Ontology annotation, biological process: toll-like receptor signaling pathway; immune response. The transcript has a single exon. Gene Ontology annotation, cellular component: membrane. The record is from RefSeq and is a predicted model, not a curated record. Lineage: Eukaryota; Metazoa; Arthropoda; Insecta; Diptera; Tephritidae.
AUGAAUUGUUGGUUCAAGAGUGAAUCGGUGAACUUUAAGUUCAACUCAGACAACUUUUUUAUUGAAAUAAUAUGCACGGAUGAAUCAUUGGACAUCAACAAGAGUUUGGAGAAAGUUCCGAAAUUCGAAAUGCCUACAAGAGCUAUGUUCAGUUUAAGAAAAUGUCUACAGUUGCCUGAUAUUCUAAAACGGAAUGAUGUCAUAUAUGAUGCAGUGAUAAUUGCAAUAGAAUCAAUGCCAAUGAGUUUGCUUCACAACUCAAGUGGUAUAGAGAGUUUAACGGUAAAGUCUUAUAUACCAAUAUCACCAAUAUUCUUUUUGCACCUCAAGUCGCUGAGGUCCUUAACAUUUGAAAUACUUGUGAAUUAUUUAGACGCUGAUAGACCCGUGUAUUUAACUACGGAUCACUUUCAAAAUUUGACCGAUCUCGAGAAUGUAACCAUUACAUACACCUUUUCUAAUAGUUUUCCUGCGAAUAUCUUCUCAUCACUUGCAGAACUACAACAACUGAGCUUACAAAAUAAUGAACUAAGUGAAAUUCAGGAGAGUUCGUUCGCUGCUCAAGAGAAGCUCAUUAGUCUGGAUCUCAGUAGGAACUUCCUCAAAUAUUUGCCAGAUAAAUUAUUCGAAAAUACAAGCUCUCUAAGAUAUCUGUACUUGUCCGAAAACUACUUCAGCAAUCCCUCAAUUAUCAUUGCUUGCACCAAGCCUUUGGCAUAUUUAAACGGACUGGAUUUGAGUCACAACAAAUUGCGUACGAUUACUGGUAAUGAUUCCCAUGUCAAUGAGACGCUCUUAACCAACUUCGAACAACUGAAAGAUUUCGCGUCACCACUUUCGAACAAGAACCAUAGCGGCGAAAGCGAAAGACGCCAUUUCAUAUGGCUCGACCUAAGCUUCAACCCUAUAAAAAUAUUCAAUACGAAUUGGUACAAUAAAAUGCGUACGAAGCUCCCCAUAAUCACAAUACUUCCGAGUAAUAAGAAGGAAUAUAGAUAUUUAGCUUUAUCACUGUUUGAUGCGCGCCCGCCAUACAAAAGGCAAUUUUAUUACGCGGCAGAUCCACAAGAGUGCUAUAAAAGCCUAUAUACUGUUAGGUACAUGCAAGCUAAUAUCCUUGAAGCCACAGGCGUAUGCCGGUGGUUGCCUGACUAUGGAAAGUGUGAGUACGUUUGGAAUGCCGCAAUGCUCUAUAUAGACUGUAGCAGCAGAAACAUGACGGAGUUUACCCAAUUAACUAGUCCCUCACAUUUCGGUGUGAAGUAUGCGAAUCUCGACAUCAGUUACAAUAAACUAAGCGAGCUACCCGAAGCGACGACUAUCGCUUAUUUGGAUGUGAUCCAGUUAAAUGCGUCGCACAAUCAAUUGACGGUCAUCAGGUCCACUCAACUACCGUCGAACUUAGGCAUGUUGGAUGUGAGCAACAAUCAAAUGGCGCACUUAAGUCCAGCUCUUCUCCAUCGAUAUAUGCUAAGGGACCAAGCAGUCACACGCCUCUUCCUCCGUGGCAAUCCUUGGCGCUGUGAUUGUAGCGCCGAGCACCUUAUGUUUGCUGUGAAGGCUUUUCGCAGCCAUAUAUUCGAUGCGGAUCAAAUGCAUUGUGUAAAUGAACCGACGAGAGGAGUUUUGGAUCUUACCUAUGCGAGUAUUUGCCCCGAAAAGUGUGAAAAUUUGUUGGACAACGAAAUGCUCUAUAUAAACUGUAGCAGCAGAAACAAUGCGAAAUUUGCUCUUGUAGAUGGACCAGCACAUUUCGGUGCUAAGUAUGCGAAACUCGACAUCAGUUACAAUCAGCUACGCGAGCUAUCCGCGGCGACAACUAUUGCUCAUUUGAAUGUAACUCAGGUAAAUGUGUCCCACAAUCAAUUAACAGUCAUCGGGCCCACUCAACUACCGUCCAACUUAAGUGUGUUGGAUGUGAGGAACAAUCAAUUGGCGCACUUAAGUACUGAUUUCCUCCAACGAUAUUUGCAUAAGAAUCAAUCAUUGACCCGCCUUUACCUCAGCGGCAAUCCUUGGCGCUGUGAUUGUGACGACGAGCAGUUUAUGCUUGCCGUGAAGGCAUUUUCCAAACGCAUACCGGACGCAGACCAAUUGCACUGUGUUAAUGAGCCGCGGAGGAGAAUUUUAAAUCUUACUUAUGCGGAUAUUUGCAGCAUUAAGGAAUCGAUUUUCUCACCAGUUUAUAUUGGCGUUUCCUCUGCAGCUAUUUUAACGCUCAUCCUUAUUGGCCUCUCCUUAAAGUACAGUCUACAAUUGCGCAUCUGGUUGCAUAGUCACAACAUAUGUCGCCGCUUCAUCAACGAAAGUGAAUUGGAUAAGAAGAAAAAUUUUGAUGCUUUCAUCUCGUACGCUCAUCAGGAUGAGCAAUUCGUUAACAAAACAUUGCUGCCGGGCUUGGAAAAGGGUCCGACACCUUUUCGUAUCUGCACACACGAGCGCAAUUGGUUGGCCGGCGCUUAUAUACCCGAACAAAUAAUCGAGUCGGUCGAACAGUCAAGCCGCACGAUCAUCGUACUCUCACAGCAUUUCAUCGAAUCGGAUUGGGCGCGUAUGGAAUUUCGUAUGGCUCAUCAGAGUUCGUUGAUUGAGGGACGUCCGCGUCUGGUCAUUAUUAAAUAUGGUGAGAUAGUCAAAAGUAACUUAUUGGAUAGGGAGCUGAGAGCUUAUUUGUCUAUGACCACCUAUUUGGAUUGGAAGGAUGAAAGGUUUUGGCAUAAACUUCGUUAUGCAAUGCCUCAUAAGAAGGGGGAGGCACGAGAUGCGGACAUGCUUGAGACGGGGCGCAAAUACGUUAUCGGAGAGAUGGAAUUGAAUGGGCCAUGUACAGCAAGAAAUUGA